GGUAUUUUCAAACGACUGAAGCAUGCACUCAUGAAUCAUGAGGUUCUCAUGGUGCCCGAUCCUCAAAAGCCAUUCAUAGUGACCACUGACGCAAGCCAAUAUGACAUUGGCGCAGUGCUCGCUCAGCAGGAUGGGAAGAAGUUGAGACCGAUUGAGUACAUGAGCAAGAAAAUGCCAUCGAAGAAAUUGGCAAAGUCCACCUAUGAAAGGGAACUCUAUGCUCCCUACAAGGCACUUGUCCAUUGGAGACAUUUUCUGUUGGGACGGUUCUUCUACUUGAGAACUGACCAUCAGACGCUCAAAUGGAUCAAGACUCAACCAACUCUCCCUGAUGCACUCAAGCGAUGGAUUGAAGUCAUAGAUCAGUAUGACUUCAAGCUAGAGUAUCUGAAGGGAGAGUACAACAAGGUUGCAGAUGCGCUAUCACGUAGAGAAGACUACCUAGGGGCGCUAGUUUCUGGCUUUGGUAUAUCUGAAGAAGUAACUCAAUCGUUGGUGGGAGCCUAUCAGGAAGACCCUGUCACGAUGGACAUCAUACGCAAACUUCAGGCAAAAGACAAGGCCACGGAAAAUGAGUUCGUGAUGGUGGAUCGGCUUCUCUAUCUUGAUAAGGCUAGAGUUAAAAGUGUUUCCAUGGAUUUCAUGGACACCCUGGUGACCAGUAAGAGUGGCAAGAGGCACAUCUUCGUCAUCAUCGAUCGAUUCACCAAGUACGCUAGACUAGUUGCCAUGCCAGAGACCGCAAGGACUGACCACGUCAUCAAGUUGUUUAUGGACAAUUGGGUGCGUGAUUUUGGACUUCCAAAGUCAAUCGUUAGUGACAGAGUUGUUCGAUUUACAAGUGAGUUGUGGAAGAAGACUGCUGAGCAGAUGGGCAAUCAACUUCAGAUGACUUCAGGGAAUCAUCCCGAAGCCAACGGACAGGCCGAGCAAAUGAACAGAGUUGUACAGCACUUGUUGAGGCAUUACAUCAAGCCCAGCCAGGAUGAUUGGGAUGAGAAGUUGCCUCUCAUCGCCAGCCUGUACGACAAUGUUGUACACAGCAGUACCGGCGUCAGUCCUAAUCAGUUGCACUUCGGAUGGAAGCCUAGAUCAGCUCUAGACUUCCUCCUGCCUGAAAACCGACCCUCUGCAACUCCAGGCACACUUGAGUAUGGUGUGCAGUAUGAGAACUUGCUACAGCAAGUUGUCGAGCACAUCAAGAAAGCUCAGCAAGCAAUGAUUGCUUCUGAGAACAAACAUCGUCGACAGUCCUCAUUUCAAGUAGGGGGACGUGUCUGGGUCAAGGCUAGUGAGCUAGGACAGGAAUUCGGUAUCUCUAGAAAACUAAUGCCUCAGUAUUUUGGUCCCUGGGAAGUCCUGGAUAUAGUGGGGGAUGGGAUGGAUGGUCCCACAUAUGUUAUUCGUAUCCCUGGUCACCUGCGCACUCACCCUGUCUUUCAUGCCUCAAAGCUUGCACCUUUUGCUGAGACAGAUCAAUUCCCUUCAAGGAGAUCGAUGCUGCCCCCAACCAUGGAUGGUCAAGUGGACAUCGACGACAUUGUGGAUCACAGAGAUCUGCCUGUUUCAAAGCCACUGGGUAGAGGAAGACCUCCAAAACCCAAGCGGGAGUAUCGCGUCAGAUUCAGGCAUUAUACGGAUCCAAAGGAAGAUCGGUGGUUCACCAGAGAGGAGCUGAUUGACACAGCUCCUCAAGUGGUGGCAAAAUAUGAAAGAAUGUUAAAAGGGAAGGCACCUGCCAAGUAAGCAUCUCAGCGGACUUUCGAAGCUAAGGGGGAUGGAAUGUGAGGAUUGAGCCCUCGAUAAGGGGCCUUGCCAUGAUGUACAUGUUCUGGGCUAAGGCCCAAGCAAGCCUUGUCCCCGCCCUAAGUGAAGGCGGGCCAGUAAAUCAACAAGAACCCU
Chara braunii is the source of this 1902-nucleotide messenger RNA. NCBI's taxonomy places the organism in Eukaryota, Viridiplantae, Streptophyta, Charophyceae, Charales, Characeae. The record is from the annotation of a GenBank genome assembly.